This is a messenger RNA of Aspergillus homomorphus CBS 101889, 495 nucleotides long. RefSeq lists its product as uncharacterized. The record is from RefSeq and is a predicted model, not a curated record. NCBI's taxonomy places the organism in Eukaryota, Fungi, Ascomycota, Eurotiomycetes, Eurotiales, Aspergillaceae. The coding region runs from base 1 to 495 and encodes 164 amino acids. The transcript has 2 exons.
AUGACACUCCGAAAGCUAUCCACCGCAGCAUCUCACCCCAAUCUAACCCCCCGCCAAGCCAAGAUCCGCAGGGACCAUGAGAACGUACGUCGGGAUCCCGACGCGUAUAUGGAGGGCUUGUUGGCGCGGUUGAGGCGGUGGAGGGUUAAGGGGACGCGGAGUGAGUCUGCGGGUGCGCUUGCUGCUGGUGUGGGAGGUAAGGAUAUCGCGUCUGUGGGUGCGCUUGUUGGUGGGGUCGAGGGUCUGUGCAUCUCCUCUUCUACUGGUGCGCUUGUUGACGGUGUGGAGGGUAUGAGUUUAGGCCCGGGCUCUGCGGAUGCCUCCGCUUCUGGUGGUGCAACUGUUGGUCCCGAGGAAGGGGAGGCUCGGAGUGCGGACUUCGGUUCAGUGCGGGCGGAUGAGUAUUGUCCGAUGGAUAUCGAUGAGAGAGUCGAGGGCGAUGAUGGUGCACACCAGGCUGUCGGAGAGGAUGGCGCUGGUCGGAUUGAGAUGUAG